Messenger RNA from Paramecium tetraurelia, 531 nucleotides. RefSeq lists its product as uncharacterized. The record is from RefSeq and is a predicted model, not a curated record. Lineage: Eukaryota; Ciliophora; Oligohymenophorea; Peniculida; Parameciidae. The transcript has 2 exons.
AUGCUUGAAAGGAUAAACAAUUGGCCUGAAAUUAAUGGGAAUACUAAUCUUGAAAAAAUCACUCUAGAUACUAUAAAAUUAAAAUAACUCAAUGGAUUGUAAUAUGAAAAUCCUGUAAUAACUAAUAAAUGCUUGCAUUUAAAAGAAUGUUUUGAAUUAAAGGAAUUUGAAGUUUAGAUUAACAAUAAUUAACCAUUUGUUUGUAAAAUCUGUAAUUAAAAUGCAUAAUAAUAUUCUGAUCUAAUGUGGGAUAUUAGAAAUCAUGCUUAUGAAGAAUUUCACGAAUUUGUUGAUGAAAUUCACAUCAUUUAUGGAUGUAUGGUCAAUAAAUAUUAGAGAAAUAAUAAAUAUAUAGACUUAUUCACUAAAUUUGGCAUUAAGGAACAUUUUUUGAAAUUAAUAAGGUAAAGAGAUUAUUAGACAAAUUUAAAGUCUCUAAUUGAAAAGAAUGUCUUUUAAUAAAAAGCAUUUUAACUUUACUGUCUUUUAGAUUUUAUAAAAAUUAAUAUUCCUAUUAGAAUAAAAGGAUGA